CGGGUGGUUGUCAGUGACGCUCCGGAGCCGUCGCCAGGGUGGUAAUACCUGGUGCAGAGCUUGAGUCUGGCCAGCGGGUCAGGCUCUUGCUAGAUCAGCACCGGAGGUGGAAGACUGGUACAUUUUAAUACUUUGGGAAAAAAAACUUUGCUGAAGUUACUAGAAAAGAGACAGUUCUUCUGCUGACAAACCUUGAGGAAAUAAUUUUCUCCCUCCUUAGGAUUCGAAGACCAGUUCAUUCUUAAUGUCUUCUGAAAUAAAAUUAGAAUGGAUUGGGAUGAUGAAUAUUCUCAUAAUUCUUUUGACCUACAUUGUUUGUUAAACUCAUUUCCUGGAGACUUGGAGUUUGAGCAGAUCUUCAGUGACAUUGAUGAAAAGAUUGAACAAAAUGCUGCAAGCAUAGAACAUUGCAUUAAAGAGAUACAGUCCGAAAUUAACAAACAAUGUCCAGGUGUGCAGCUGCAAACAACAACUGACUGCUUUGAAUGGCUAACUAACUACAAUUACAGUACAUCUGAGUCAUCUUUCAUUUCUCAUGGAGACUUGAUAAAAUUUCUCAAAACACUGCAAGAUUUAUUGAAGAAUGAACAAAAUCAAGAAGAAAUGACAUUGGAUUUACUUUGGGACCUCUCCUGCUACAGCAGCGUUUCAUUCCCAUCAACUCUAAGUGGAACAUCUUUCCAUUUCCUCUCUAGGACGUCUCUUCAUUCUGUUGAAGAUAAUUCCUCUAUGGAUGUCAAGUCUAUAUGGGAUGAUAUAAGACUGCAUCUUCGACGCUUCUUAGUGAGCAAAUUACAAAGCCAUAAUGAAAUAAACAAUUCACAGCAAAAAAUUUUAUUGAAAAAGCAGUGCUUACAACAACUCUUGUUUCUUUAUCCAGAAUCAGAAGUUGUAAUCAAAUACCAAAACAUACAGAAUAAACUGUUGGCUAAUCUUCUGCAGAACUGCUUUCCUUCUUACAACAGAGAUUCAAAUUUAGAUGUAAUAGUUCAUGGAUAUCAAAGUACAAUGCUGAAGUUAUACUCAAUAAUAAAAGAGGAUUUUAACACACUAUGUGAAAUUUUAGCUCCGUCCUCAAUGGUGAAAUUCGUUAAAGAAACUUACCUGGAUACUGUUACAGAAGAAAUGGCAAAAUUUCUUGAAAAUUUUUGUGAGCUGCAGUUCAGAGAAAAUGCUGUUCGUGUGGUUAAAACAAGCAAGAGCUCCAGCAAGCAUAGAGGAGCAGUGCAUGCUUUGGUUACUCCUGAAUGCCCACAGAAAGGAAGAAACUUCUCUCUCCCUUUAGACAAAGUCGAAUUCUUAUCACAGCUCAUAAAAUCCUUUAUGAAACUGGAAAAAGGUGUUCAAGAAUUGUUUGACGAAAUACUUUCAUCACUCAAGAUAACCAGGAAUACUUCAGGAAUUUUGGAGAAAUCCAAUAGAGAAGUUGUAAUAGAAAAACCUAGAGCAAAUGAAACCAAUAUUCCUUCAGAGCAAUUGCUGCCAGGAAAAGAGGCUACCUUACUAGAUUUUGGCUGGAGAAGUGCAUUUAAAGAAGUGUCUCUUCCCAUGGCGCACUGCAUAGUAACUGCAAUUGAAGGUUUUUCCACAAAAAUUCUCCAACAGGAACAGAAUGAAAGGUCUUCAGCUGUGAGCUAUGCUAUGAACCUUGUAAAUGUCCAGCAAGUUUGGCAAGACAGCCAUAUGUUUCCUGAGGAGGAACAACCAAAGAAAAUUGGAAAAUUUUGUUCUGACAUCAUGGAAAAACUUGACACAAUGCUUCCACUGGCUCUGGCAUGCAGAGAUGAUUCUUUUCAGGAAAUUAGAGCAAACUUGGUGGAGGCCUGUUGUAAAGUGGCAACAGCUGUCCUGCAGAGACUGCAAGAGAGAGCCAAGGAGGUUCCUUCCAAAGCACCCCUGAAAAACUUGCACACAUACCUCUCCACGGCGGUGUAUGUCUUCCAGCAUUUCAAGCGAUAUGAUAAUUUGAUGAAGGAAAUGACUAAAAAACCCAUAUUCCUGGUGCCUGUCCAACGAUAUCAGGAAUUCAUCAACACUCUACAGUUUCAGGUUACGAACUACUGCGUCAGAGUUUGUGCUACAAGCAUUUUACAGGAUGCUGAGAGCCACCACUGGGAUGACUACAAAGCUUUUUAUGAGGGGGAAAGAUGUUCCUUCUCGAUCCAGAUGUGGCAUUAUUUCUGCUGGUCUCUUCACUACGAUCUCUGGACCAUUCUGCCUCCUAAGUUAGCCCAGGAGAUUCUAGCGGAAGUGCUGGAGAAAUCUUUGAGUCUACUGGCCUCCAGAUACGCUCGGGCCCACCCCAGCCGUAAAAGAACUCCACAGUUAAGACUUGAUGUCACAACAAUUUUGAUAUGUACUGAGAACAUGUUAUGGUCAGUUUGUACAUCUGUACAGAAACUUUUGAAUCCUCAUCAGCAUACAGAUGAUAAAAUUUUUAAAAUUCACACUCAUUGCAAUAAUCUGUUUACAACAUUAGUCAUUUUGACUUCACCAUUAACAGAAUUAUAUAAGACUUUUCAGCAUGGCCUGGAUGAGUCUGCUUCAGAUUCCUUAAAAUCAUUUUUUAAGCAACCAUUAUAUUGGGUUUCUUGCAUAUCACAUUUCUACCCUUCUUUACUCAGGACUCCAUCAGCUGGAGGACUGAAAGCCGAGGGUCAAUUGAAACUGGUCUUAUCCCAGCCAGGUUGUAACUGGAACUUGCUUCUGGAAACCCUACUGCAUCAUGAUGGACUUCUACUGAGAAUCUUGCUGAAGAGCUCAAAAUGUACCUUUCAAGAACAAGUUUCUGACACAGAAAAUAACCUGAACCAAGGACCCAGCUUGGUGGAAGCCAUCUUUAAAAUAUUGUACCAUUGCAGUUUUUCUCCACAAACAUUUGCAAAUGUUUUUGUGAGCUACAUGGAAGAAGAGCAAUUAUGGGACUUUUUAUAUAACAUCCCAGUCUCAACGUGCGUGGAGUACGAGCUGGAGGUCAUCCGAUGCUUGAGACUGGCACUGACCGAUGCGGUCAAGGACAUUGUACAGCAGAUAGUAUCUGUGAUGAGUUCUAGGAGAAACUGUGAGACAAACCUAAACAAGCACAUUGUUCCUGAUUGUUUGCUUGAGAGCAUGCCAAAAGAAUGGAAUUAUAGUCCAAAAGAAACUAACAGGAAAGAAUCAUGCAAAAGCUUCACAAGGCUUGCUGCUCAGGCAGUAUCUAUUGUAAUCAGCAAGUUACCUACGGUGAUUGCAUGUUUGCCUCCCCCAAUUAAAUACUUCUUUUUUCUGUCUGAGAGAAAAAUGUCAAAAAACUUUGUUGAAUUGAAGAAAGCUGGCCUGCUUGUCUGGAACUUGAUUGUAAUUAUAUGUCGGAUAUUUGAGGACGGAAACACUGCGGAACUUUUAACAGGUGCCUCCCUUGACAGAUGGAGUAAAGAAAAACUGGGUUUAAUUUGUAUGUGUUUGGAAAGCAUCAUGGGAGACCAGACAAGUAUCCCUAAUCAAAUGAUCCAAAAGGUCAUACAGAGCAUUGAGCAGCAGAAACCCAACUGGAUUGAACGUCAAUUGUUGAAAGCAAGGAAACUGAGCACUGAAUGUGCAUUUAUGACAAUAGAGAAAAGCACGGCCUUACGAGAAGGAGAUAUUGCUCUUGAACUGACUGAGCAGAAAAUAAACACGAUGGUCCUGGAUCUCUGCCACAAACCAGGUGGCAGCGAGUACCUGAGGCAAAUUUAUCACAUCAUGCAGCUCAAUGAGGAAUAUUUAAAAGAACAGCUGUUUUCUAUGAAUAGUUCAGAGGAAAAGCCAUUACCCAUCCGACCUUUAAAGACGACCUUGAGGAGUAUAGAAGAUCAGCCUUCUGCCUUUAACCCUUUCCAUGUGUAUAAGGCAUUUAGUGAAAACAUGCUAGAUCAGUCAGCCAUCACAAAAUGGAACUGGAAUUGGGCAAAGUUGCUGCCAAAUUAUCUGAGACUGGAUAAGAUGACCUUCAGUGUGCUGCUCAAAAACAGGUGGGAAAUGAAGAAGGAUGAAACACUAGAAGAGGAAGAAAAAGCAAUGCUGGAGCACUUAAAACAAAUUUGCACCCCACAGAACUCUUCUGCCUCAGAUAACAUAGAGGAACAGUAAUCUGCAGAAAACAGCAAGAGCUUUAUUUUAGGAAACAAUCCCAUGUAAUGGAGUAGGAUUUUUACCAUAGUCAGAACGAAACUCAUAUGUGCUGUGAAGCAUGAAACCAAUGACUGAGUAAUCUCUGUACUGAAAAGGAAUACAGCACAUAAAGAAUAAGGUGCUACAUUUUUUUUUAUUUUUAAAAUAAUUUCAAAUGUUUUUCUUUCCCCAAUCUUUCUCUUUAUAUGAUAUAACUGCUGCCAUCUCGUGUUCCCUUUGAAUUAUUUUUUUCUCCUUUCAGUCUUGAAGUAUCUAUGACAACAGGCAAAAAUGUUCAGAAAUUUUUAAAGGAUUUUUUAAAUACAACAUUUGGAUGUUAAGUUGAGUGGAGUCACAUAGCCCCGUGAGGUCAUCUGAAAUUUUUAAUUUAAUUUUGUUGUAGCUGUAGCCCAAGUCCCAAUCUUAAUUGCCUUUACUAUCCACAAUUGUGCCAACUUUCCUCAUUCAAUUUAUCUAAUUACAGUAAAAAAAAAAAAGCAUUCUUCUGAACUAUAACUUUAGUCACACCUCUGCUUGUAGUGGUUUUCAGUCUUCCUCCUAAACCAGAAUCAAAUUUCUACUCAUAUAUAUUCAGGUCCUAUACCAAAUGGCUCCAUGUUCAGACAAUUGCUUGCCAUCCUCUUGGUUCAAGUCACAUGCUUGCCAUGUUUUCCCAAUCAGAAUCCAUCUUUCUUCCAAAAUUAGGCUCAAAACUAAUUCCAGCAAUCUUUACCCCAAAGCUCAUUAGUUCAUAUAAUGUGUUACUUCAAAAAUUUUUCAUUAUAUUGAUACACACACACAAUAAGAAAACAGAACAUGCUCUAGUACCCUCUCUGCCAAGGACAAUUAUAGAUAUUUAUUAUUUCCUUCCUAUCAGUGCCUGAUAUUAGAUUAUAAAGACAUUGAAGAUAUUAUGAUAUAAUAUGAAGUCUCCCUUUAUAACUCCCUGUAUGCCUACUACAGUGUUAUUUCAUCAAGUGGACAGUUAACGAACACAAUUGAUUAAAUAGCUGCCAAUGAAAGAAAAAGACAACAAACAGAAUUACAUGGUUGGGCAGUCUAAGAACGUCUGGGAGAAGCCUUAUAUCUUUUUUUUUUUUUCAUUUUAGAAACAGGGUCUCGCUCUGUUGCCUGGAAUGUAGUGCAGUGGCAUGAUCAUAGUUCACUGUAACCUCAAACUCAUAGGCUCAAGCAAUACUCCCGCCUCAGCCUCCUGAGUAGCUAGAACUACAGGCGCGUGCCACACACCUGGUUAUUUUUUUUAAAUUUUUUUGUAAAGAUGAGGUCUCACUAUGUUGCCCAGGCUGGAAUUGAACUCCUUGUCUCAAGUGAUUCUCCCACCUAGCUAGAACUACAGUUGCGUGCCACCACACCUGGUUAAUUUUUAAAAUGUUUUUGUAGAGAUGGGGUCUCACUAUGUUGCCCAGGCUGGACUUGAACUCCCUACCUCAAGUGAUCCUCCCCUCUCUGUCUCUCAAAGCCCUGGAACUAUAGGCAUAAGCCACCACACCAGGCCCAGAAGCCUUACAUCAUGGGCUAUUUUAGACCAUAUGACAUCAAACUUCAUGUUUUCUGAUGUUCUCAGAUAUAUAAUAAAUUGUCCAUACUCCCACAUUCUGUGAUUUUUAUAAAAUAUGUGUAGGCUACAUGAUUUCCAAAGGAAAGUACUCAUGCAUUUUUCAAAGAGUAAAAGCUUGGGGUGCAGAGGAGGCCACAUUAGGAAAUCUCUUACAUUUUUUCUUUAAAUAAAAAUACAUAAAUGGCCAUGUAGACAGCUGCCUGCCAAAUAACACAUUUUAUUUUUAAAAAAUGUACUUUAGUUGGCCAGUAUAAUCAUAAACCAAGUGUUUUUAAGAUUUGGUUGAAGUAAUUUCUAAAAAUUCUAUGAAGACCAUUUAGAAAAUGGUAGGAAAAUUUUAUGAGAACUGGACAUUCCAUCUAAUCUGAUCUUUAAACAGGUUACUAUAACAAUCAACAUAAGGUAACAGUUGACUUUAUUCCUUCAGCUAAGUGGUGGUAGUGUAAUCUGCAUAACUGUGCUUCAUUAGACUAGAUGCAAAAAUGAAAAGUUAAAAAUAAAUUAAUCCAAUAAACUAAAUACAACAUCUUAUAAAGUUACAGGAUUUCACAUUUGGAUUGUCUUCUAAUAUAUCUAAAUGUCAUCUUUUAAAGCUAUUAUUAUUGAAUUCGUAUAUUCCUGUACUAAUCCUGGGAAGUAAUUUUGCUCCUCCAGAAAAAAUCUUUUCUGUGGCUCCCUUUUGAAAGGAAAGAAGUAUAGUAAGGGGAGAAUGGGAUGAGUUUAAAGGAAGAUAAAAGUAGUAGAGAAAGAGGCCUUGCAGUUGAAUUCUAUUCUGUGCUUGUUCAGUGAAAUUAUUAUAGCCAUAAGUGCAAUAAAGUUUAUAAUUGAGAGUGUUAAAUGACAAGUCAUUAAUUUAUCAGAUUAUUUUGACUUUAUACUCAAUAUGUUUUUUUAAGUAUAAUAAGAAGUGGUAUUUCAAAACGGUUUUUGUUUCUCACAUUUAUUUCACAUUUGUGUGAGUUAACAACAGGAAUGAAGCCUAACAGUUUAUAUCUCCCCAUAUGCUUAUUAUAAAAAUAUUAUCUUCCUAUAAAGUAUGAUCUUCCUUCUGUGUUCUGCUUAACUGUAUUUUUAUGUAAUUAUAUAGAGAUAUCUAUUUUAUUAUUGGUUUAGCAGUUACUAUGUGAAAACGGUAUGAAAUAAUUUUAAAAUAAAUUAUAAAGAAUAUUGUCUAUUUCAGAUAUUUUAUAUUUUUGUCAUCUCUACCAAACACUAUUAUAGAACUACCAACCAAAGAAUGGAAAAAAGAAAUCACUUGUUUUGUUUAACAAGAUGUGCCUACUGGGGUAACGUCCUAUUACCCCAGUUUAUAUAUACCCGGGUCAAAGAAAGUUUCAGGUAGUUCAUAAUUAUCAUUCCUUACUGUAAAAAAAUUUAAGAUUUUUUAAUACCUCCCUUUAUAAUUGAAAUGUUUCAUAGAAAAGAAAACAGCUGUAUUCAGCCUUAAAAAGAAAUGAAUUUCUGUCAUAUGCUGCAACAUGGAUGAACCUUGAUCACAUUAUGCUAAGUGAAAUAAGCCAGUCCCUAAAAGACAAACAAUGUGCAAUUCCACUUACAUGAGGUAUCUAAAGUAGUCAAAUGCAGAGAAGCAGAAAUUAGAUUGGCGGUUACCAGGGGGUGGGGGAGGAGAAAAAGGGGAAUGGUUGUUCAAAGGGUAUAGAGUUUCAGAUUUAUAAGAUGACAAAGUUCUGGAGAUCUGUUUCACAAGAAUGUGAAUACCCCUAAACUCUAUACUUCAACAUGGUUGGUAGAGAUUGCUGAGAAAGCAGCUUCAAGAUGGCUGACUAGCUACUUUGCUACUCACCUCUUCCACAAAGAAGAACCAACAUAGCGAGUAGAUAACCACACUUCAAAUAAAUGAUCUAAGAGAGAAUACUGGAAUUCAACAGAGAAGUGUCAGGAAACAUUAGAAUAAGGAAGGAGAGAGAAGUGAGGCAGCCUGCUCAACCAGGAUUGACUGGAAGCCCAGAGAGACUUCCUGGUUGGGAAAAGGGUGAGAGACCUCUAGCAGUGCACAUUCCCACCACAGGCUACUGCAAACCAAGCCAAGGGAGAGUCCUCUGACCCACGUGGGCCCUAAAACCAACAUAGGGAGAUGCUUGGAGACCAAAAUUAGCCAGGCAUGGUGGUGCAUGCCUGUAAUCCCAGCUACUCAGGAAGCUGAGGCAGGAAAAUCGCUUGAACCCGGGAUGCGGAGGUUGCAGUGAGCCGAGAUCGUGCCACUGCAUUCCAGCCUGGGUGACAGAGCAAGACUCCAUCUC
Pongo pygmaeus (Bornean orangutan) is the source of this 7971-nucleotide messenger RNA. RefSeq names its product KIAA0825 ortholog. Lineage: Eukaryota; Metazoa; Chordata; Mammalia; Primates; Hominidae. The coding region runs from base 268 to 4110 and encodes 1280 amino acids. The transcript is spliced from 21 exons. The record is from RefSeq and is a predicted model, not a curated record.